AUGGCCCCAAAGAACAAGAGCACUGAGAACAUCAACGCCAAGUUGGGUUUGGUUAUCAAAUCCGGUAAGUACGCCUUGGGUUACAAGUCUACCGUCAAGUCCUUGAGAUCUGGCAAGGCUAAGUUGAUCAUCAUCGCCGGUAACACCCCAGUCUUGAGAAAGUCUGAGUUGGAGUACUACGCCAUGUUGUCCAAGACUCAAGUCUACUACUUCCAAGGUGGUAACAACGAGUUGGGUACCGUGUGCGGUAAGUUGUUCAGAGUCGGAACCAUGGCCAUCUUGGACGUCGGUGACUCUGACAUUUUGUCUGCCAUCUAA
Messenger RNA from Metschnikowia bicuspidata var. bicuspidata NRRL YB-4993, 318 nucleotides. RefSeq names its product 60S ribosomal protein eL30 (gene RPL30). The coding region runs from base 1 to 318 and encodes 105 amino acids. Lineage: Eukaryota; Fungi; Ascomycota; Pichiomycetes; Serinales; Metschnikowiaceae. Gene Ontology annotation, molecular function: structural constituent of ribosome; RNA binding. The record is from RefSeq and is a predicted model, not a curated record. Gene Ontology annotation, cellular component: cytosolic large ribosomal subunit. The transcript has 2 exons.